AUGGAGAAGGAAGGAUUCCGCCGCGUGCUACGGUGGUUGCGAUCAAAUGAUAUCCCGAUUCAUUCGAUCGCAACCCACCGUAGCAGCAUGUACGGAAGCGAGAUAGCCUCCUUCAAUGAUGAAUUUGACGAAAGUGUCGAAUGGUUCUUUGACCCAUGGCACCUCGGAAGAUACCUGUAUAAGAACCUACGCGCGGCCGCAAAAGCGAGGGAUUGUGCGCCGAUCAAAGACUGGGUUGAAGACAUUGAAACCCAUCUAUACUAUUCCAUAGCGGAUGACAUUACUGGGACCCUUACAAGCUGCCUUCAUGAUCCGGAGAUAGCGGAUGAAGAGAGCGAGAAGCCGACGCUUGACGUCGGAAGUGUGGCUCACACGAAGUUGAAGCAAAUAGUUUUGCAGCCAGCGUUUCAGGAAGCUCUCGCACAGGCUAGUCCUUAG
Molecule: messenger RNA, 438 nt
Organism: Cylicocyclus nassatus
Lineage: Eukaryota; Metazoa; Nematoda; Chromadorea; Rhabditida; Strongylidae
Source: the annotation of a GenBank genome assembly